Molecule: messenger RNA, 645 nt
Organism: Dendronephthya gigantea
Lineage: Eukaryota; Metazoa; Cnidaria; Anthozoa; Malacalcyonacea; Nephtheidae
Exons: 2
Coding region: 1-645 (214 amino acids)
Source: RefSeq, a predicted model, not a curated record
AUGGACGUUAUAGAUGUUAUGCACGUUAUAGACGUUGUGGACGUUAUAGACGUUAUAGAUGUUAUGGACACUGACAUUAUAGACGUUUUAGACAUUAUAGACGUUAUGCACGUUAUAGACGUUAUGCACGUUAUAGACUUUAUAGACCUUGUGGACGUUAUGCACGUUAUAGACGUUAUGCACGUUAUAGACUUUAUAGACGUUGUGGACGUUAUGCACGUUAUAGACGUUGUGGACGUUAUAGACGUUAUGGACGUUAUAGACGUUAUGCAUGUUAUGCACGUUAUGGACAUUAUAGACGUUAUGGACGUUAUGGAUGUCAUAGACGUUAUGGACGUUAUAGAUGUUAUGGACGUUAUAGAUGUUAUGGACGUUAUGCAAGUUAUAGACGUUGUGGACGUUAUAGACGUUAUGGACGUUAUAGACGUUAUGGACGUUAUGCACGUUAUAGACGUUGUGGACGUUAUGGACGUUAUCGACAUUAUGGACGUUAUGGACAUUAUAGACCUUAUAGACAUUAUGGACGUUAUAGACGUUAUAGACAUUAUGGACGUUAUAGACAUUAUGGACGUUAUAGACGUUAUGGACGUUAUAGAUGUUAUGCACGUUAUAGAUGUUUGGUUUAUUAUGCAUGCUUCAUGGUGA